AUGGCAGACGCAUCAGACUAUCCCGACGACAUUCAAUUCGCCGGUCUCGUACAAGCGGCAACUGCAGCGGCCGACGAACAGACGCGCGACCCGUCGUCGCUCGGGAAGCGCAAACGAGAUGACCAUGUCAUCGAACACAUUCCUACACUAGACGAAGACGGCGUUGGUGAUGCUUCUGAUCCCGCAACCGCGUCGAGUCCUCCGCACCUCCAGAGUUCUGCAUCUGUCUUGUUCCGAGAACCUUCGUCGAAGAGUAGGAAACACAGCAGGCCGCCGCUUGGAAAGGUCUUUGCAUCUUUGGAGCUGGCUCCAGAGAACUUCUUGCGGCUCCAAACCGCUGCCAAGGCAUUCAUGCUGGACGAGGCGCACCCUGAGCGGAAAGAGGUUGUGGGACCCAAGAAAAAUGCAGGUGGCUCAGAUUUGGCCAAGUUAAACUUGUGGAAUUGCGUUGAAGAGUUCCUCUCCGUCCACGGCUAUGGGGAGAGGUAUUUCGCGCCAGGAGCAGGAGAGGGUAUCCCUGGGGCACCUCAAAGAACCAUAUUCUGGCCUCAGGACAGCCAGACCAUCAUCAAGCUAAUGAUGCCGCUGAUGAGGAAAAUGGUCACCAAUGAGCGCCAGCGGAUGUACGCCGCUGCGACCAGGAAACAAGGUUCGGCUAAAGAAUCGGGCGAGGAGCAGUCGCCAGCACCUGUGGACCAGUCUAUCAUGCCUGACCGCAAGGCUCCUGAGACAAGUUUUCCGGACCAAGAGAUUGAGGUUCAUCCACCUAUACCGGUGCAACAAGACAUCCCAAGCUUGUCGCCACAUGUGUCACAGCCGAGCACAACUUUCAAGCAAUCAGUCGUCCUUCAUGUCAACGUGGUGUCAAAUACUGGCGGAGCCCUGAGACGAGUGAUACCAAGGUUUAGCUUGACACCAGAAGCAGCGCCUAGUCUGUCAGCUUUGCUUGCCGAGGUGGAGAAAAGGUACACAUUGUCGGCGAGGUCGGGAGGUGCUCCUGGCGUGCAAAGCCGUCCCAUCGUCAAGGUGUGGCUCACCGAUGGCCUGGUCACAGUGGUUGAAGACGGAGAGUGGAUGGUUGCGCUGUUGAGCGCUGGGGUCGUUGACUGGAUGGACGGUGAGGUUCGAGUGCUCGUCGAAAUCUGA
Messenger RNA from Fonsecaea multimorphosa CBS 102226, 1146 nucleotides. RefSeq lists its product as uncharacterized. The transcript has a single exon. NCBI's taxonomy places the organism in Eukaryota, Fungi, Ascomycota, Eurotiomycetes, Chaetothyriales, Herpotrichiellaceae. The record is from RefSeq and is a predicted model, not a curated record. The coding region runs from base 1 to 1146 and encodes 381 amino acids.